Molecule: messenger RNA, 632 nt
Organism: Python bivittatus (Burmese python)
Lineage: Eukaryota; Metazoa; Chordata; Lepidosauria; Squamata; Pythonidae
Source: RefSeq, a predicted model, not a curated record
CUACCAAUAGAAGAUCAGUAGAAAUUCCUAGCCCUCCAAAAUCUGUCUCUGAUGCAGACUUGUCAAAAAAGAAAAGUGUAAAGAAGGCUAAAGGUGGAAUUAAGAUUGAAGUGAUGCAUGAAGCGAGUCAGGGAGGCUCCAGCAGAGUCUUGGUAAUAAGUGAAAGUGAAGAAAAUCUUUCUACUAGGAGAAGCCAUAUAAUAAAUGAACUGAUAGAAACCGAACGGGCUUACGUAGAGGAACUUCAAAGCAUAAUCGAGGGCUAUGCAUCAGAAAUGGACAACCCUGAUUUAAUUCACAUGAUCCCAGCUGUGGUUUCGAACAAGAAGGAAGUUCUUUUCGGAAACCUCUCAGAAAUCUAUGAAUUUCAUAACAGAAUCUUCCUCAAAGAGCUGGAAAACUGCAUAGAAAAACCUGAGCUUCUGGGUCGGUGCUUUUUAAAAAGAAAAGAAGAUCUCCAGAUCUAUGAAAAAUAUUGUCAAAACAAGCCAAAGUCAGAAGCUCUUUGGAGGCAGUGUGGAGACAGCCUUUUUUUUCAGGAAUGUCAGCGAAAAUUAGAUCAUAAACUCUCCCUUGAUGCUUAUCUUUUAAAGCCGGUCCAGAGGAUUACCAAAUACCAGUUGCUUUUGAAG